AUGUACCAUGAGCAUGGCACUCACAAUCGGACAAGAAUCAUGCUGUCGCCUGGUUUCAUUUUUUCCUCGUCGUGCGGCGAGAUGGACAAGAAGCUCGAAGACGAGGACGAUGACAAGAAAGCGCACCGCGUGAAGGUGCAAUGGCGGCUUGUGCGCAUGUUUAAAGACCUCAAAACAGGCGCGACGGCGACACCGGUCGUGGUGCUGGUGGUGAUUGGACUGCUCGUCUUCAUGGAGACGCUCAUCAACUACAGGCCGACAGUCUCCACGAUGCGUGGGCACGCCUGCAGUCCCGCCGUUCUGGACGCUAAUAACAUCGAAUACCAUUCAGACCACAGAUACUACUCAGGACUGCGCGAUAUUGGAGCUGUUCCGCCGCCACAAAUGACGGGGGAUCAUGCCAAACUCUGCAGCAAAAUGAGCAGACUCCAAGCCAAAUACGAAUAUUGUUUACCGGUCUCAGGCCGGAAGGACACACCGUUCUGCACUGCAGCCGACCGGAUGAACCUGCUUAAUUUAAAGGCCACGACGAUCUGCUAUGCCAGUGUACUGCACAUGCUGCUGAUGGAGGUGUACGAAGAGCUUCAAGCUAAGAGAAACACCCCAUUCCUCGCGUUCGGGUCGCUAUUAGGAGCUGUACGCAACCAGUCGAUGAUUCCAUUCACAGAAGACGUCGACGUCGGUUAUGUGGGUGACAUGGUCGCUGCUGAGAAGGUUAAACUCGCUCUGCGAAGGAAAGGUUAUCACAUGUUUUACCUGGAUAUUUGGCGUGUCUGCGUGGCGCCGACGCAUCCGUUGGCUGGGCAUCUAUACGACCCGAAUUUGCCAAUUUCGGACAGCUUCGCGGUGCCGUACGUGGAUCUGUACAAGAUGACACAGACGGAAAAUGGAGACUGGGAUAUGCAGGAACUGGAAGGUAGCAAUGGACGUAUUCUUCCAUACAAGAAAGUAUGGCCAUUCUCGAAAGUGACGAUCAACGGAAUGACGUUCGAGACUGUGCGUGACCCACAUUUCUUCCUGGCGGAGGCGUAUGGACCGGAUUACAUGACUCCAAAGCCUCGAAACGAAUCGUCUGAGUUCUUAGAACCUCAAGCUCCUAAGUAUCCUUAG
This is a messenger RNA of Phytophthora nicotianae INRA-310, 1110 nucleotides long. RefSeq lists its product as hypothetical. The coding region runs from base 1 to 1110 and encodes 369 amino acids. The transcript has a single exon. NCBI's taxonomy places the organism in Eukaryota, Oomycota, Peronosporomycetes, Peronosporales, Peronosporaceae. The record is from RefSeq and is a predicted model, not a curated record.